GUUAAAAAAAAAAUAAAGCGAAGUGAGAAAUCUGGAGCAGGAAUAGAGGAAAUAUAUGUACCGUCUUUGUGGUACUUUCAUGACCUGGCAUUCUUGGAAGAGCAAGAAACACAGAUGACGGGCAUGUCAUCAAUAGAGAUUGAGGAAAAUGGGGACACGACUGUGGAAGACAAUGCACCUUGCGCAAAAAAAGACAAAGAAGAAUUUGGUAAAAAAGAAAAACAACAGUUGCUUAUUAAAGCAGUCAAAGCUUUAGAAGAUUCGACGCGGGCCAAUGAUGAUGCAAGUACCUUCAGUUCGACUUGGGAAGUCCUCUUCAGGAAACUUGACCCUAAUCAACAAUUAUUUGCCAAUAAAACCAUUAUGGAGGUGUUGUACCAAGGAGCUUUGGGACGGUUGAACGAAAAUUCCCAUCAGAUGUUCAACGUACCUAACACAAGAUGCUCAUCAACACAUUUUUCUUAUAGUGACAACUCGUCAACAUGUUUUGAUUCAAGAACAUUGCAAAGUCGUCCGGAAUACUUAAUUUCACCGCCGCUUCUGAGUCCAACGCAAAUUAUAUCUACUCCUCAACCUCAAGUUCAGCACAUCAGACUUCAUAGAACAGUUCAGCCACAGCAAUAUCAAAAAAUUUCCAGCGUCAACAUACAACCACAGGAAACCAUAAAUACUCAACAAUACGGAAACAACACGGAAUAUCAGACAUUUACGGACUUGUUGAACGACUCUGACUAUUCAUAAGCAAACUUUUCUUUUUAUUUUUGUUAUUUUUAUUGAUUUGAAGAAAUAUUUUAUUUUUGUUUUGUUUUCCAUUUUCAUGUAAUAUACAUACAUUAUAUGCUUACUGAAAUAAAAUCUUUAAUAUACAUACAUCAUAUACUUACUGAAAUAAAAUCUUUAAGAACUUUAA
Bactrocera dorsalis (oriental fruit fly) is the source of this 910-nucleotide messenger RNA. RefSeq names its product protein lin-7 homolog C (gene veli). Gene Ontology annotation, molecular function: protein binding. The record is from RefSeq and is a predicted model, not a curated record. Bases 115 to 741 code for a protein of 208 amino acids. Gene Ontology annotation, biological process: protein localization to basolateral plasma membrane; neurotransmitter secretion; maintenance of epithelial cell apical/basal polarity. Gene Ontology annotation, cellular component: cell-cell junction; basolateral plasma membrane; synapse. NCBI's taxonomy places the organism in Eukaryota, Metazoa, Arthropoda, Insecta, Diptera, Tephritidae. The transcript is spliced from 2 exons.